Messenger RNA from Seriola dumerili (greater amberjack), 744 nucleotides. RefSeq names its product claudin-10-like (gene cldn10a). The transcript is spliced from 5 exons. Gene Ontology annotation, cellular component: plasma membrane; bicellular tight junction. Gene Ontology annotation, molecular function: structural molecule activity. The coding region runs from base 46 to 744 and encodes 232 amino acids. The record is from RefSeq and is a predicted model, not a curated record. Gene Ontology annotation, biological process: bicellular tight junction assembly; cell adhesion. NCBI's taxonomy places the organism in Eukaryota, Metazoa, Chordata, Actinopteri, Carangiformes, Carangidae.
GAUCUCCGUCCCGUCCCCAGUCCGGACCUCCGAGCCAGAGGAAGAAUGGGCAACAUGGCGACAGAGAUUGUCGCCUUUCUCCUGACCGUCUCCGGGUGGAUCCUGGUGUCGUCCACCCUGCCGACAGACUACUGGAAGGUGUCCUCUGUGGAUGGGACGGUCAUCACCACGGCUACCUUCUGGUCCAACCUGUGGAAAACAUGUGUGACCGACUCCACUGGCGUGUCAAACUGCAAAGACUUUCCUUCGAUGCUGGCUCUGGAUGCCUACAUCCAGGUGUGUCGGGGUCUGAUGAUCGCCUCUGUGUGUCUGGGUUUCUUCGGUGCCAUCCUCGCCCUGGUGGGGAUGAAGUGCACGAAGAUAGGAGGCUCAGAGACCACCAAAGCUCGUCUGACCGUCCUCUCAGGCUUCCACUUCAUCCUCGGAGGCCUGUGCUGCAUGACUGCAUGCUCCAUAUAUGCUCACAGGAUCACAACUGACUUCUUUGAUCCUCUCUUUGUUGCUCAGAAGUUUGAGCUGGGAGCAGCUCUCUUCAUCGGUUGGGCUGGAUCCGUGCUGUGCAUCCUGGGAGGACUUGUCUUCUGUCUCUCCCUGUCUGAGGGCUUCAGUAUGAGAGCUGAAUAUUCCUACGGUGGAGCUGCGUCAUUCGCGACAGCGCGCAACAAGCAGAGCAAGACGACCAACAGCCUCCACAAGGAAACAGGGGAGCCGUCCAGACAGUUUGGAAGGAAUGCCUAUGUGUGA